AGCCUCAGUACCAAGAUGUCAGCUUUAGUUUUUAAUACGGUGAGCUUCAUGCUUCUCUGCGGACUCCUCCAACCAGCAAGUCCAUGGUGGUGGAAUUCACCUGAGGAUGAAACCACAGUGGCUCCUGUGAGUAAGAAGCCCAACGAGGUGUCAGCUUCUCGGGCUAAGAGCGAAGACGCACAGUUGCCUAUUGUUCCUGGUAAAAAGACUCCAGCAGAUGAGGAAGAAUCACUGAAGGACAUCAAUCUGCUGCAACUAGUUUCAGAAACUUCUCCGGAGAUACCCCUGAUUGAAGGCCUGAAUGGAGGAAUGGCCCUUGAUUUUCACUCAAUCAGCCCCAGUGUCAUCCCAGCUCAGCCACUCUUUCCAAAAUAUUUUUACAAAGAUUUUUCUAUUCUAGCCACACUGAAACAGACCAAUCUGAAUGGUGGGUUUAUCUUUGCUCUCAUGGGUGCUCCUCAUGAGGUCAUUAACCUUGGGGUUAAGCUGUCUCCAGUGGAGGACAACAUCCAGAUGAUCAACUUUUACUACACACCGUCUGACUCCGAGAUCUCCAAUAAAGUGACUUCCUUCAGCGUGCCGGCCAGGAUCAACCAAUGGACAAGGUUUGGACUCAGUGUUGAGGGGAACAUGGUCACUCUUUACUUACAGUGUCAGAGGCCACAGCGACUUUCAUUCAAGAGAGUAUCCGACCCGCUGAUGUUUAAAUCAAAUUCCAAUUUAUUCAUUGCCAAAGCUGGAGGAGUCAACGGAGACAAGUACACUGGAGUUAUUCAACAUCUGUCAAUCACACCAGACACAGAGGCAGCAGAGAAGGAAGAAAUUGUAACAUGUGAUGACACCCUGAUUGAUGAAGACGAUGAGGAUGAACCGAGGUUUUCUGGGAUGAUUCAAAGCGUGGGCUCAAAGGACCAGGAAAUUACAUUUGUCACCACAUUAAAUCCAAAAACUGUUCAUCUAUCAAAAGUGUCCUCUCCUGAGAAAUCUGUGCUGGACACCGAAGAGGGGAGUGUGACUGAUUUUGAGAUUGAUUCUGUCCAGACCACACAAGCACAGUCAGUGAGCUCCCAACAUAAGGAGUCGAGCCUGCAGUCCACAAUGGGAAUGCAAACAGCUGGGGAGGAAGAUGGUGUUAUUGACGUAGAAGUGGUGGAAGUGGGACCUACAACAUCCAUCAGAGACAAGGCUGGUGAGUCUGGUUCAGGUUCUUGUCCAAUGAUCUCUGGGCCGCCAGGGCCAAAGGGUGAGAAAGGAGACCGGGGGAUCGUUGGUUUACAGGGCCCAAAAGGUGAUCUUGGUGUAGCAGGAACUGAUCGGUUUCAAGGCCACCCUGGAGCUGUAGGACCCCAGGGCCCGAAAGGAGAGAUGGGUCAUCCAGGUUUACAGGGAGAAGUUGGAAAACCAGGACCUCCAGGCUUUGAUGAUUCCAGUCAAAAGGGUGAAAAGGGUGACAUUGGACCUCAAGGGCAAUCGGGUCCAGUCGGGCCCCCAGGACCUCCUGGGAUGCCUGGUGAUCAAGGAGCUUCAUGCACAUCUUGCGAAGCUAUCAAAGGUGAUCAAGGUUCUCCAGGACUAACAGGUCCACAGGGUAUCUCCGGAAUGCCUGGUCCUCCAGGAAUACCAGGACCAAUUGGACCAUCAGCGCCAAUGGGCAAAUGUGAUGAGCAAUGUUACUCCCAGCCAGGACUUCCUGGUCCUCCUGGCCCACCGGGACUAUCUUGGUAUGAUGUGGAGAAGGGACACAUUUUUGACAACAAGAAUCUAUUCGUAACAAAAGGAGAAAUUGGCCUCCCUGGCCGGUCGGGGCGUCCUGGAAUGAAAGGGGAAAAAGGGGAAAAGGGUGAAACAAAUUCUAUUCGAGAACAUAAAGGACUCCAUUGUGGUGUUGCGGGUCUGCCUGGGCUCCCAGGACCCCCAGGACCCCCAGGAGUGCCAGGGAUCGUUUACUAUAAUAGAGUUUUCCCUGUUCCUCAAAGACCUCACUGCAAAACCCCUGUGAAGCAUGAAAACUACCGUGACCUUCAUCGUAAACCAGACAUUCACAGCAAUAAAAUCAAUGACAAUCUCUUAGGCAGCAAUGUAAAGAGCCAUGUAUUUAAGAAUGUGGAUCUCAUGCUAAAAGCCACCCAAAUGAUACCUGAAGGCUCACUGGUCUACGUGACUGAAGAAAGUAAAGUCUUUGUUCGAUUGCAAUAUGGCUGGAACAAACUUUGUGUGGAUGAGUUCCUUGCUGGUAUACCAGCUGAUGACCCCACAGUAUCAGGUGAAGCAAAAAAAGAUCCUCCAAAGCUUGAACAUAGAAACCUGAUUCACCAUAGAAGAAGGCUUCACUUAGUGGCUCUGAAUACCCCAAUGAAGGGUAAAAUGGCUGGAAUCCGCAGUGCUGAUUUGCAGUGUUUCCAGCAGGCUCAGGAAGCCGGACUUCUGGGAACAUUUCGUGCAUUCCUCACUUCUAGCAACCAAGACCUUAUUUCUGUUGUGAGAAGGGCGGACAGAGCAUCUGUGCCAAUUGUUAAUCUGAAGGGUGAUGUACUCUUUCUCAAUUGGAACAGUCUCUUCAGUGGCUCUGGUGGAUAUUUGAAACCCAAAACACCUAUUUAUUCCUUCAAUGGCCACAAUGUCAUGACUGACCCCUUAUGGCCUCAUAAGUUAGUGUGGCAUGGAUCAAGCACGCAAGGUAUUCGAGCGACCAAUAGCUUUUGCAAUGAAUGGCGAAAUGGGGACAAUGCCAGAGGACUUGCAUCAAUGCUCAAGAGUGGGAAGCUCCUGGAACAGCAUUCUUACACCUGUAUUAACUCGUUUAUAGUUCUCUGUAUUGAAAACAGCUUCAUAAACAGUUAUAACAAGAAGAAAUAAUUAUUGGCAGUUCUAGAUUUUACACUUUUAAGAGGUCAUGUGAGAAAGAUUGCUGAUUUGGCACAAUUAUAAGAAAAAAAAGGAUGAUUUAUAAUGGAAGUAUUUUUGUUUCAGCAUUACCAAUAUAUAUGUGCUUACAUCUUGUCAGUACUGUUUCCACUAUAAUGUGUAAUAAGAUUGCUAAUAUUUCUUAUAUUAAAAAAGCUAAAACCCCCAAAUCACCAAACUAACUCUUAAAUAACUAUGAUUCAGAUUAUCUUCAUGAUACAUUCAUUUGUUUAAAUAAAAAUUCUGUGUUGAAUGUU
This is a messenger RNA of Callorhinchus milii (elephant shark), 3161 nucleotides long. RefSeq names its product collagen alpha-1(XVIII) chain. The transcript is spliced from 27 exons. Lineage: Eukaryota; Metazoa; Chordata; Chondrichthyes; Chimaeriformes; Callorhinchidae. The coding region runs from base 16 to 2856 and encodes 946 amino acids. The record is from RefSeq and is a predicted model, not a curated record.